UAUAAAAAAAAAAAAAACUGGGGGGUAAAACUUUGCAACACCAAACUUUGACUUAACAUGAUCUUCUCCAACCUCACCCCACCAGUCAAGGCCCUUUAGUGUUUACCUCAGAGUUAAACUGUAAGCUUUGGUCAAAUACUAUCUGUUUACUCUCCUGUCUCUCUGUAAUUCAGGUGGACAUUGUUGUCUGUCCCUGUCCAGAAUUGCACCAUAUUCCCAAGAUGGUGCACUACUUCUGACCAGAGCCAAUAGGGGCGUACUACAACAAAAGUGCACUAAACAUUGAAUAGAGAGCCAUUUCAGACACACCCCACUUUCUACUCUGUGUUUCUGUUAUUCUUCAAAAAUAAACCCUGUGUUCUUUACCCCACCAUCUUCUUUAUUCCGUAUUUUCUUUAUAUCUGAAAUGGGUAAUGGGUAUGAAACAUGGUAUAUGUAAUAACACCUGAAGACCUAGUCAUGCUUGCUUACGGCUCAGUGAAAACAUGUCCCGGGUUUUGGACGACGCACACUUGGGUGGACAUUGACAUCAAACUGAGGUCCUGCCAAGGAUCAUGCAACAGGACCUUUGCUUUCCUUAUCGACCACGACAGCUACCGGUCACAACAGGACCUGAUGACCAAAUUCAYUAACACUACCAAGCAUCAGAAGAAGAACUCCCCUGUUAAAGACAUCCUGAAGAUCAAACUACAACCAGUGGAUGUCGAUCCUCCACCGUUGUUCAGCUACAAAACCAUCCCCAUCAUCCACAAGGAACUCCUGACUCAGUUUGAGGACCUAGAACAGAACCAGGUGGUUCUAGAAGACGUUCUGGAGGAAACGGAAUGUCUGGGUUCCGUAGGGGUGACAGCCUUUCAAGAAUGUUAAUAAACCAAGAGAGAACUCUCUUGCUGGAUAACCAAAAUAUUAUUUUGAAUAGUAUAUUGUGUCAUAUUGUACCCUUAUCACUUAUAUUAAAGGAAUAUUGUUUAACUACAAUUACCUGUAUAUGUAUGAUAUAAACUCAGCAAAAAAAGAAARYUCCUCUCACUGUCAACUGRGUUUAUUUUCAGCAAACUUAACAUGUGUAAAUAUUUGUAUGAACAUAACAAGAUUCAACAACUGAGACAU
This is a messenger RNA of Salvelinus sp. IW2-2015, 1110 nucleotides long. RefSeq names its product fibrinogen alpha chain-like. Lineage: Eukaryota; Metazoa; Chordata; Actinopteri; Salmoniformes; Salmonidae. The record is from RefSeq and is a predicted model, not a curated record.